AAUACCAGGGAUCAAGGUUCAGCUCUACUUAGCUCUAACAGUGCCAACAGUGAUAGCAACAUCAUGGCAAGUUUCAGGCUUAUAGGUUUGGCCUCCAAGUUUCGUCCUGAUACAGCAGCUCAUUGUAAGUUUGGUAUUUGAAGCUAACUAAAAUUAAUCGUAAUUUUUUAUGCAUUAAUGUUGAUCUAUUUUCACAGUUACAGUACCAACAGGUAAUGUAGCCGUGUAUUGUUUACUUGGGUUUCUUAAAAAAAGUAAUUCGGUCCAAAUAAUUAAACACUGACAACGGUUAGCCUAUUUAUAAUAAAUGUCAGGUGUAAAAGAAAACUAAUUCAGUGAUUAAAAAUAAAUUCCAAUUCAUUUUACUUAUUCAGAAUCUUGAAAGACAUAAUUAUAUCUAAUCAAACGGAUAACUUCAUCAUUGAGGCUUUUUAGAUUUAGAUGGAGUUGAAUGAACCACCCAUUGAUUGAAAGAAUGAUAGAUAGAUAGAGUGAACCUUGGACUUGGUCUUCAAUGAACUAUCAUGAACCACAGACAAGAAUCCUGGGCUUCCUAUCUGCUUAACUACCAAUUUUAAUUCAAAGAGCAUUUAAUUAAUACAAUUAUUGAUAACAAAACUUGUUUUAUCUUAAAAGUAAAUAAAAUUUUUAAAAGGCGUUUGAAACUGUAGGUAGUAAAUCCAGUAGUCCUAAAAAAAAGGAUAAAUAAAAAAAUACUAAAUAGUACAGUGAUAGUGAUAGUAGUCAUACUACUACUACUUACUAUUAGGCUGAUAGGUAUAUAAUUACUAAUUAGGGUUAUAUAUUUAUAGCCUUUUUAUAUAGGCCUACAUUAAAAUAUUUGAAAGUUAGUUGUUGUUAGGGUAAAUGUUAAGGACGACAGCCACUAUUUUAUCGAAUUUCACGAAUGUAUCCCUAAAUCGAUCCCUAUGCCUAACCUGAACCCUAAAUAGAUCCCUAUGCCUAACCUGAACCCUAAAUCGAUCCCUCAACCUGACCUAACCUAAAUCCUAAUUCACUGCAACUAUAAUAAACACCCAAAAGAGGCUGUGGCAGCCGUCCUUAACAUUAGCCGUUGUUAGUAAUUUAUUAUUUGCAAUUAAACAUUAGAUUGAUUAAUUAAUUAAGCUAUUGAAAAUAUUUUUUAGACAUUAUCAUAUUUUUGGCCUAGUCAUUGUCUUAGUUACAAUUUGGAUGAAUUGAAUUAUUUCUUAGUUAAGUAUUAAACUUCAAAGUGUAAAUUAACCAUGGGGUCCAUUGUAGUAAAAAAUAUGGAGCUGAAACAUGCUAAACUCCUGAAGAUGAAACCCUAAUGCAGACUUCCAAAAUAUUGUAAAAAAAUAAUGAGCUAAUUCAAAUAAAGUUAAUUUUUAUUAUUAUUUGCAAUCUUUUUUUUUUUCUUUCAUACAUGCAAUUUGUAAUAGUUCUAGUUAUAGUGUCUGUGAUCUUGUAACUGUUGAGUACAUUUCAACUAUCAGUUUGUAACUUUUACAGCUAUGACUUUGAAGCCAAGCAUAACUUUUAGUUAUAUUCAUUUCUAUUUGGCAAAAUCAGGACAAAUAAUUAGCACAAUGCAAGUACUAGCUUAUAAUACAAAAAAAUUACACCUGGUUCAUGUGCCAAUUGGGUUUCAGGUUUCAGUUAUUUUGGUUUUGAUUUUUCAUUUUCCCAAGUCACAAGCAUAGAAGCAUAGAGUGGCUGGUGUGAAUUCUGCUGCUUAAAAUAUUUUUGAAGGCCUCUAUGGUCUGAAUGCUAAACCUCUUCAAAGCUAUGAGAUGCAGUCACGCCUUGACCUUUUUCCCAAACAAUCACAAUUCCUUUUUUUAAAUUUUAAUAAUUAUUAACCUUUUCGUUGUUAUCAGAUAUGGAAUUGUUCUUGAUUUUUAUUAAAAUUUCACCCAAGGGGCUAAACAAUGCAAUUCUAAUUAAAAGAUGCCAACAUACUUUAGCAAAACUGAUUUUUUUUACUUAAAAUCAAAUACAUAGGCUAAUUUAAUGAUUUUUUCAUUUACAAAAUAUGGCUUAUUUUUAUGAGCUUAUUUUUAAAGUUUGUUGAAUGACUACCAUUUAAAAUAAUUAACCAAUUUUUGUUUGUUGGAUUUGAAUUAUAGGUCAUAAAUUUAACAGAUUUUUUGGUUUGUCAAGUGCUAUGAACGGUAAGCCCAGGUGUUCUUACUUUUUGUAUUUGGUUUAAUUUAUCUAUAAACCUUUUUUCUGAUUUGUUCAUGUUUGCUGUUAUAGAAUAGCUUUUUUCCUGGGCAAAACCAAAGAAAGGUUCACAUUAUCUCUUAUUGACAUUAGGUGGAAAUCAUUACAUGGGUUACUUCCUUUAGUGAACAUUUAUGAAUUUUCUCAUGUUUUGAUCUCCUUACUUAAUCCUUUCAAAAUUAAUUAAUCACAAUCAUUGACAUUGUCACAUUUGAAAGUAAGAUAAACAUCUGGUAUCCAUGUCCAUCUAAUUAGUUAAAAUUUUAAAAUUUAUCUCAUGAGCUAAUUUAACACAUUUUAAAAAAGCAGUAAAUUAUAUGUUUUCCAAUUUGAAUUAAAGUAAUGAUUUUUUUUAAAGUUAAUUUUGUCUUUGCUUUUUAUAAGUAAUGUAAUUCAUUUUUUAAACCUUUUUUUAGAUAAAAUAAUACAUUGUAAAUUUUUCUCCAAGAAUCUGUCAAUUUUUAAAAUGUGUGGUAACUUUUCUCUCAGAACAUAAGACCAAUGUCUUUACUCACACGCAUAAUAUUGAAUAUUCCUCUCUGACAUAAUGUCCUGUGUCAAAAAUUCCAUAUUUGAUUGGCUUCUUUCAUCAGAUUCUUUUACAAGUUCAUAUGUUGUAAUCACACUGAAAUGAACACAAGUCCUUUUCCAUUGGCAAUUUAACUUAAGAACACAUAUUUAUCAGGCUGUACAUUUAUCAAACACAUGUUUAAUGCGGCGUGAUAUAAGAAGGAUAAACAAUGCACACUCAUCCACUACAAGGUUCUUUCAGUUCAUUAACUACUAACUCUCUCAAACACACAGCGCACAAAAAACACAAUAUUCGGAGCACAACAAUUACCAGUGACAUAUAUUUCAGUUUAAUCCAAUUUAAUCUUUUUAAAAAUAAUAUUCACCCAACUGAGACUUAAAACCUUACUAAAUACCUUUCUCAGUGCUUAAACAACAAUUAAACUAACUUCACAUGACAACAACGCCUUAAACAAAUGUUUUCAUUUCUGAAUUUUCUUUGUAACAUUCAUCGUUAAACUUUCUUCUUAUCCCAGGAAAGUAUUUAAGUGUUGAUGUUCAAAAAGAUGUUGCAGUUGUGCGCUUUGAUACUCCUGAUUCCAAGGUAUGUAUUUUUUUUUUAGCAGCUUCUCCUUUCAAGAAUACAUUUCCUACUUAUUUACUGGUUGUUUUAGUUUACUCAUUCUAAUAGCUAACUUACUACACAAUUUAAAAAGAUACUAGAUGUCACUAAAUAUUUGUUGAAUAUCUACUCAUAUCUUUAUCUUGUUUUUGUAAUUUUUCUCUACAAACAGUAACUUAGCUCAAGCGAAAUCAAGAUUUGAGGGAAAAAAAAUAGACCCACGAUAAUAUAAGAAAUUUUCACUGAAAACUACUUAUUAUCUCAAAUUUUUUGUUAUCUUUGUUUUGUAACAUUUUCUGUGUUAUUCAAGGUAAAUACUUUAUCUGCGGAGCUGCAGCAUGAAUUUGAAAAUGCACUUAAGACUGUGCAGACUGAUGACAAAGUCAAGGCUGCAGUGAUCAUAUCCUCCAAACCCAACUGCUUUAUUGCAGGAGCUGAUAUCAAGUAACUUUGAGUGAUUUCUUCUAGUUUUUCAUUACAGUUCGUUUAGAGCUUUAGACUUUGUACAUUUCAUGACUUCUGUGAUGCUGUGAAAGUAGAAAUGACUAGAUGCGCUGCAUAUGUUUAAUUUUCCCAUCACUAUUUGUGUUUAUUCCAGCAUGAUUCAAGGAUGCCAAACCAAGGAGCAAGUGAAAAAGUUGUCAGUAAAUGGACACAGAGCUUUUCAGGCGAUAGAAAACAGCAAAAAACCAUUUGUGGCUGCAGUUAUGGGAACUUGCCUCGGUGGAGGUUGUGAGGUAAAUAACCUGACUAGAGACAGUUUGUGGCCUUAGAGGCAUUGCUAGAGUUUUUUGCCUAUGCACAAGAUUCAUACACCCCCCCCCCCCCCCCAAAUCUGAAACCGAUUAUUGCCAUCCAUUAAAAUUAAAUACAAUCAAAGCCCAAUUUGGCAUAUAAUUUGACUAGAGCCAGUCUGUGGCAUUUAAACCCCCCAUUAACUUAAAUGCUGGUAUAUUUACAAAUAAUCAUAAAUCUUGAUGAUAAUAAAUCAUUUUUACAGUUGAUUCAAGCAUGUCACUAUCGGAUUGCUGUGGCUGACAAAAAGACAGGCUUAGGACUGCCAGAAGUGAUGUUGGGUCUGCUGCCUGGUGGCGGUGGAACACAACGACUGCCCAAAUUGGUAACUUGAAAUCUAUUGAUUUUCUUUCAAAUUUAAAGAUUCAUUUGGUGAAGAAAUAAAAAGUAAAAGUUUUGGUCCUUCUUUAAUGAUUUCAGUUUCAUGCUUGGUCAUCUCCCAUGUUUUUGGUCAUCUCAUGUUUUUGGUCAUCUCCCAUGUUUUUGGUCAUCUCAUGUUUUUGGUUAUCUUUCAUGUUUUUGGUUAUCUUUCAUGUUUUUGGUUAUCUCUCAUGUUUUAAAAAAGUUGUUAGAUAUCUGAAUUGCUAGACAUUAAAAAUUUUUUAUGCACUAUGUUUUUGAAGAUUUUAAUAAUUUUUUAUUUGCAAAGGGUUAUCGAAACUUUAGUAUUGUGUAUUUUCAAGAAAUAUAAAACAAUGUUUUAUAUUUCUUAUUGCUUCAAUAGAAAUGAAUAGAAGUAAACUAACAUUUCAAAAGCUAUUAGACCCCACUAUAUAUCCUCUUCGAACAUUAAAGAACUUUGUGAAACAUUCUAAAUUAAAUUUAAUAACCUCCACAAAAUGUGUGAAAAAUGACUAUUCUUCGUAAUUAUUUCAAUUUAAUGCAGCCCUCCCCGUAUUAUAUAUUACAAGGCAGUAUCGACCUAAUUUAAUUAAAUCCACCUGAAAAUAAGUACGAGAGUAUGUCUUUUUAGCUAACUUGGAUUCUUUUAAUAUUCUAACUCAUCAAUGUAGUUAAAUACGUAAUAUUACAUAGUCAUUCUAUGAAGAUUUUCCCUUGAAAUAUUCACUGCCAGGUUUCAGUUCCCAAUGCCUUAGACCUGAUGCUAACAGGAAAAACGAUUAAAGCUGACAAAGCUAAAAAACUAGGCCUUGUUGACCUGACAGUGCAGCCAUUAGGUGGGUAGCUGCAUUUGCAUGUUUUAUUGUUGUGUUUUAUGUGUUAAAUGUCUAAUUAUUUUUUUAAUGUUUCAAAAUGUCAAACAGAAUUUACUUGAAUCAACAAAUUGUGUCAAUAAAUUAUACAAAAUUUCCUAUUGAAGUUACUGGUACAAUAUUAGUGUUAAGCUUGGUGUAAUUUGCUUGUUAAAUUGUAAACAUAAUAAAUAAAAGACCUGAUUCUAUUAGUGAAAUUUAAUUUGAUAUUACCUAAUGAAGUUUAUUUAAAAAUUAUCUAGGUCCUGGUUUAGCUGACCCAGAUACAAACACAUUGAAAUUCUUGGAACAGAUAGCAGUACAAUCAGCUAGGUAAAUUCUGCCUAUUCAUGUAAUAUAAAAUUUAGUUAUUUAGAAUAAUUUUGCGACAUUUCAUUUUUUUUUAUUUUGGUCUGUAUAAACUCGUUAAUCCCUUUAAGCAUGUUCAAUUUUUUUUAUUUUUUUUUAAAUGAAUUCCCCAUUAUUCAUUAUCAUUGAAAUAAGAGCUUUAAUAUGAAAUUGUCGUUUUGACCAUUGAUAAUUUUAUCUUUCAUAAUCAACUUUUUUUCCUGUGUAUAUUUAUCAUUCGAUUGUUAUGUUAUUUCUAGAGACUUGGCAUCAGGCUCUCUGAAGAGAACACCCAAAAAGAAAGGAAUACAAGACAGUAAGAAAUGUGUUUAAUUUAAAUAUUUACCUUGCCCUUUAUUAAAAACAGAGUGUUGACAAGGAGCUUAUAAACAGACUGAAAAAUGGAAUAUGUAUUGGGGCAUAUUCUUGUGGAGAAUGAGUUAAAUUUGUUUUAAGGACAAACAAAAUUAUUUUCUAUUAAAAAAUAAAAAUCUAUUUUUGUUUACUUUUUCCACAGAAAUUAUGGACCUCCUGCUCAAGUAUGACUUUGGAAAAAAUUUUGUGUUUAAUAAAGCAAAAAAUCAAGUGAUGAAAAUGUCUCGAGGCCUCUAUCCGGCUCCCCUGAAAAUUAUUGAGGUUGGUCAACAUUCUCUUUGUGUUUGUUACAAUUAUUUCUCCCUUUCUAUUUUGAAUACAGUAUUAUAUUAUUUGGUUUUAUUGCCAUAAUUAGUUGCAGCAUCAGGGCUGAGGGAAAUCUAACUACUGUAUAUUAUAUCUGUUAUAUCUCACUCAUCUGAUGUUAAAAUAAAUUUAAGUUUCAAUGAAAACUCAAAUAGUCCAAUUUUUGCAGACAGUUAUUUUGAACUUAAUGGAAGUUCAAUCAAUUUUUAUGAAAUCAUUUUCGUAAAUAUCCAAAUGAUACAUAUUUUAAUUUUACAUUUGAUAUUUAUUUUUUUAUAUAUCUUUUUACAUUUACCUAAUGGUACCUAACUGUAAAUUAUUUAUUUUAAAUUUUUCAUUUUUGAACUCUCAUUUUCUUUCAAGUAUUCUUAACAGAUAUGAGAUUUAGUCAAUAAUUAAAUAAACAUAAGGAGAAAAUAUAUGUCAUUAUAUAAUGUCUCUUCAGGUUGUCAGAACUGGGCUUGACAAAGGUGCAAUAGCAGGGUACAACGCUGAAGCUGAAGUAAGUAUUUGUUUUCUUAAUACAAAGCUGGAUUGAAAUCAAAGUAAGCAUCCUUGUUGUCUUUCAGAAGUCCACCUAAAAUGCAUUCACUAUGAUGAAAUUCUAUUCCAAAAUAUAAUUGUAUAAUCAUCAGUUAGUGAGAGUUGUUUAUAUCCACAGUUUGACAAUUUUGUUUUAGAUAUUACACUUUUUGAGACCAUAAACAGAUCAGUUUGGUUAUGUAAAAAUGUUUUCAUUGAUAAACUGAUGCCAUGAAAAUAUACAUGAUGCAAUAUCAAUAAGUCAACCUGUUGUAUAUUUGUCUCCAGGGAUUUUCUGAUCUUGCCAUGACCCCUCAGUCCAAGGCUCUGAUUGGUUUGUUUCAUGGACAAACUGCCUGCAAAAAGAAUCCAUUUGGAAAGCCUAAAACAUCAGCAAAGUACUUACACUAAUGUUGAAUCUGUUUUAGUCAUGUCUAAUUGCACUUAUCAAGUAAAUGCCAAAUAUUUGUACUUGUUAUCUUGAUGAUACACAUAAUGGCAAACUUACAAGUUGCCUUCAUAUUGAGUGUUAGUUAAAAAUAUGUAAAUUACAAUUUCCUGCUCCAUAUAAUCAAGUCCAAAGGCUCCCAUAUGUGUAGGAUUCUAUCAAGCAAUAGCUUUUUUUGUCAUCCUAGGACUAUUGGUAUUUUGGGAGCUGGUCUGAUGGGUGCUGGCAUAGCCCAGGUGUCUAUUGACAAAGGCAUAAAGGUAACAAUUAAAUUGUCAUGAAAGGUGCAUGAUGCAUCAGGUAACAUUACAUUUACCCACAUACUCAGGGAUUUCAAUGUUUUAUUGGAUUUCUUGACUAUUUUAUUUGAUAAUUUAAAAUAUGUAUUGUAUUUUACACCUUGUUGCAAUCUGUACAUUUGUGAAACCUCACUAAUCAGAAUCUUCCAACCUGGCAUGCGCUAAGAUAUUUGGCUCAUAUUACCAUACUGAUUUAGGUGGAAGGGACUGGGUCAUAGCUUCCCUGCUAUGCCACACUCUUCUACUACAUUCACACAUUAUUACAAAUUGACCGGAAUAGUCAUACCUUUGGUUGAAAACCCUUAAUUUAACCUUAAUUUAUGAUACACUUUCAUCUAUAGAUAUAAAGUAAAAUUUAUGUGCAAAUGAUGUUGAGCACUCAUACUCAACUGAAGCCCCAAAAUGACGUCAGCAAAUUAAUAGACAGGGCUCAGGAUUCUACCCGAUUAAGUGGGGACAAAUGUAGACCAUUGCUCAAUUUUUAUAUUCUAGUUCAUAGCUUUAAAACAUCUACAAACAUUUGGUCUUAAUUUUGGGGGUUUUACUUUCAUGUGUAAAAAUUAUUAUAUGAUUACAGGUUUUGCUGAAAGACAUGUCUGUUAAUGGACUUGCAAGAGGUCAAGAUCAAAUACAAAAAGGUUUAGAUGGGGCAGUUAAAAGGAAGAAGAUUUCAUCGUAAGUUUUUUUUUUUAAUAUGCAAUAUAUUUACAAGUUUUUAUUUUUAUGGCAUAUAUCACUUUGCCCUACUUACUUAUGCCUUUUACCCUGUCUGGGGCAUAGGCCAACCACAAGAAUUUUCCAUUCGUCUCUGUCCUGUGUUUUCCUUUCCAGUUGCUUUCAGGUUUAUCCCAUACUUUUUGUGUCUGCCUCUAGUGUGCAUCUCCAUGUAUUCUUAUGCCUUUUUCUUUUUCCCUGUGGAUUCCAUGUUAGGGAUCGUCUGGUGAUUUUAACGAAGAGUGUGCCCUAUACACCUCCAUAUUUUCUUUGAAAGGAGGGUCCUCACGUUUGAGGCUUCCAGUAUAAUCUUUGUUUUCUAUGGUUGAGGUAGCUAGCCUCACACCAACCCUCAACCUUUUGCACCCGGGCUUGGGUCCGGUCAUGGUGGAGUUAUGUCACUUUGUGGCAGCUACAAAAUCUUGUUUCAAGAUGCUGUCAUUAUUCUUAACCUAUUAAGGUAAUACUAAUAAUUUGAAUUAUGUAGAACAGUGGUUCCCAUCCUGUGCUCUGAGAAGCCCUGAUGACUCUGCUUGCACUUCUCAGGUCUCUGCAGUGUCUAGGCGUAAGGGACUUUCCCCAUAGUCAUUGAUUCUGAAAAGGGGCUCCACAAGUCAAAAAGUUUGGAACACUGAUGUAGAACAUUGACAGAAACUAAUUUAAGUGCCACAAAUGAAAAGAAUCACUGAGUUAUGUUUUAAUGUUGACAGCAAUGCAUAAAUUAUUUAAAAGAAAGUUAUUGUACAUAAAUAAAUAUCCUUAUUUCAUCAGCGUUAUAUCAAGAUAAGUACAAAAGAUUUCUUCUAAGCCAGGCACACUGGUUGCAGGUUCAAUAGCUCUUUCCAGGAUCCAGUUUAAAUACUUUGGUAGGAGUUUUAGAAUAUUGGUAUCUGAAUGUUUAAUCCAAAUUCAGCUCUCGAAAAUGGUUUUUGUUUUCUUUAAAGAUUUGAGAGAGAAAUAAUCCUGUCCAACCUAGAUCCAACCCUGACCUACAAUAAUUUCAAAAACUGUGAUAUUGUUGUGGAGGCUGUCUUUGAAGAUAUCAACAUUAAGCACAAAGUAAUCCAAGAGUUAGAAAAGGUAAUUUUUGUUGUUGAAAUUGUUGCUUUUUUAAUACUUCAUAUCAGUCUGGUGCUGCUAAAUGUUUAUGAUAUCUUCUCUUUGUAUACCGGGGACAGUUCCAUAUGCCUUAAAUCAAUUGUGUAAUGGUAAACUAGCUUAUAUGUUUUGAUGAACAUGUAGUGGAGUGACAUGUAAUGGUAUGCUCCUUUAUUUGAGCAAACAGAAAAAUGUUGACAGCUUGACAUAAAUGUAAAUUGCUUUAAUUAUAGCACAAGAUAAAAAAAAUUAUACUUUCAGCACAUUUCACCAAACUGUAUAUUUGCAUCAAACACAUCAGCACUUCCAAUUUCUAAAAUUGCUGCUGGGAGCUCACGACCACAGAAUGUAAGACUUUAGAUUUACUUAUACUCUAUAGUCUAUAUUUAGUAGAAGCAGUAGCUCAAUUUUUUAAAAUAGUUUUUACGCAAGGGUAUUUAAUAUUGUAUAAUUUGUAAAUCUUCAUUUCCUAUCUUUGGAUGAAAAAUUAAAAUAGAAUAGAAUCAGUAAUAAUGAACAAGAUCUGGCAACAAAAAUGAUCUCUGAAAAAUAUUUCUUCUAGUUGCAACAGUAGUUUAAAGUUAUUCAUAUAGAACUUUAGUUUUUUUGUGCUAAAAUAAGGAUAUAACUGUUUGUCGUCCCCCCCCCCCCCACCUGAUUCAGGUUAUUGGCAUGCACUACAUUUAAAGUUAUUCAUAUAGAACUUUAGUUUUUUUGUGCUAAAAUAAGGAUAUAACUGUUUGUCGUCCCCCCCCCCCCACCUGAUUCAGGUUAUUGGCAUGCACUACUUCUCUCCUGUUGACAAAAUGCAGCUCCUUGAAAUCAUCACCACAGAUAAGACAUCAAAGGAAGUAUCAGGUAUGCAUGUAACUCUUUGUUUCCAACUAUUAUAAUACACAAUUCUAAAAAUGUCAUGCAGCUGAUAUAAUACCCUUGGUAGCAGGACAGUUUAUAAAGAUUCUAAUGUUUACAAAUGUUUUGACUUUCAUGUUGUUGUUGUUUUUUUUGUUUUCACUUCCAGCUGCUGCUGUUGACCUUGGUCUAAGACAAGGCAAAGUUGUCAUCACUGUCAAGGAUGGUCCAGGGUUUUACACAACAAGAAUCCUAGCACCGGUUUUAUUGGAAAAUAUCAGAGUGCUCCAGGUUCAGUCUUAUCUCUCUUGAAAAAUACUCUGAUAAUUCUAAUCUAAUUUAACUUAUCUCAAAACUUGGGGAUGGGAUUGUUAAAUAACAAUAAAUAAUCUUAACAAAUUCUUGAUGCUAGUGCAUUAGACUCAGUGUGUGGGCUUCUAUCAAUGUCUUAUAUGUUACAUCCUUUUCAUUUGAAACAAAUCUUCCUGUAAAAAAAAAAUGUCAUUUUUUUUUUUAACCUUCAUAUUGCAACCUAUUGGAGUAAGAGUGACAAAUUAUUGUAACAUUUUUUUUACAUACAAAUUUCAAUACUCAUAUUAUUAUUAUAUUAUUAUUAAGUUUUUGAUUCGUUUAAAAUAGUUAUUUUACAGACAUUGCAGUAAUCAGGUUUGUUACUUUCUGGAGAUAAUGCACUUCAUUUUGAUGUGCUAAUACUAAUACUAAUACCAGGUUUAAAAUUUCAGGAAGGCACAAGCCCCAAGAAACUAGACUCCCUAUCUAAAGACUUGGGAUUCCCUGUUGGAGUUGCUUCUCUCAUUGAUGAAGUUGGUCUAGAUGUGGCCGCCCAUGUGGCAGAAGAUCUCUCAAAGGCUUUUAGUAACAGGUUCAAAGGUGGCAAUCCCGAAGUCCUGAAGACUAUGGUUGCUCAAGGCUUUUUAGGUAAACUGUUAUAUUUAUUAGUGUGUAGCAAUUAUCAUUAACACAUACUUUAGAAGCUGAAAUAUUCUUCUUCUUACAGAUGGAAAUAGUGGAACAAGGUAUAAAGAACCUUGAAAUAUAAAGAUGACAACAUACAGAUAACGUUUCAGCUUAGAGCCUUCUUCAGCAGACAGGACAAAAGAAGAAACAACAAAAAAAUAGAAAAUAGUUAAAAAAACUUAAGUGUUUGCAGUUUGCCAUGAAUGCUAUGUUAUUGCCGGAAGUUGGGUUUUCCACUAAAUACGUUUUCUAUCAAAAGAUUUUAGUUAAAGAAAAGAAUUACUGUGAAAAAUACUCCAAACACUUGAGUUUUUGAAUUGUUUCUUUCACACAGCUUGAACGCAAUCCUUCAUUUUUUUUGUUGUUUCUUUUUUUGUCCUGUCUGCUGAAGAAGGCUCUUAGCUGAAACGUUAUCUUUAUAUUGUGGUCUUUAUAUUUCAAUUUCAUUUAUUAUCCUUAAUCUUACAGGCUUUCUAAAGUCUACUUACAAAUAUGAUUUAUAUUUAUUGAUCUGAAGCAGUAAAAUAAGUCUCAUUGAUUUUAAUUAAUGGAUGAUUCUCUUUUUUUUAAAAUUGCUUUUAAAAGAUGAAAACAAUUCCCAUUUACUGCAACUGAUGAAAUGUUGUGUUCUUUAUACAGUGCCUAUUAUUUUUUUGUGUUGCUGUUUUCUUAAAUUUGAUAUCCUUCAUUUGUUUUUUUUGAACAAAUGGUAAAUGAUGUUUAUUUUUAAAAUGUGUCGUUGAAUUUUUUGACAUUGACAUAAAGAAGACCGAUAAUGUCAUGUGAUAUGUUUAUUUUUAAACAGGUCGCAAGUCGGGGAAGGGAUGGUUUGUCUAUGAAAGUGGAAGCAAAGAUAAGCCAGAGAAUGUUACAGCUUUAGAAAUUCUUAAGCAAUUUAGUAUCCCCCCAGCUGCAGGGUAAGGAAACACAUUUUUUAAGGAUUAAUAAAAAAUAAGGUAGUUCUUCAAGUCACCAUAUGAAAUAGUUAAUAUUUUUGCCACUGAUAGAGAACAAUUUCUACCUAUUUGAAGAUGUCACAUUUACUUGUAUUUAUUUUUACUGUUGGCAAUUUUUAUUUUGUCUGCAUUUGUUCUCAGCCUUACUGAUCAAGACAUUCAGUACCGUUUGCUGUCCAGAUUAGUCAACGAAGCAGUUCUAUGUCUUCAAGAAGGCAUUUUGUCUAACCCAGUAAGAUCUUUUAUUAAUAUAAAAAAAAAUGAUCAAGUCACUGAUUAAAAAUGUAAAUUAACCAUUCCUUGAAUUGAGCUAUAUCUAUUCAAUUUGUGUCUUAUUAAAUGAUGUGAGGUUGAUUUAUUGCAAUGGCUUAGACCAGGUGUCCUCAAAUUUUUUAAUCUUGUAAAGUUAUGAGUAUUUCAAUGGGAACUAUGGGACUGCUUUUGCUUAAUAGAAAGUCAAUGUCUGGUUCAAUAUUUGUCACUGCUACCUGGGUACCCGUAUGACAACCAGGCUGGCCGGGUUAGGGAUCCCUGGCACACCAGAUAUGACCAGUGGAACGUAGUUUAAGUACUCCUAGCUUAGAGUGUCACACAUAGUAUAAGUUGUACUCUCAUGAAAUCCCUGAGUACUGCCUGCCUCCACUCUAUCCCCCUGAGUGUUGCUGGUGAAGAAACACUGUUUAUCUGCAGCCACCACUUGCAUGACUAACAUAUAGGCAUGAGCAUUGGAAUAUUAUACAAGGUUAACUACCAACCACCUGCCAUAAUUUUUUCUUUUUUUUCUUACUUAAUGGCAAUAACUGUGUUUUAAAUGAUUACUGCAGACCUGUUUACUCUUACGAUUUUGGCAUACAAUGUACGAUUUUGAGGUGUAUACAUUAUAUAUACUGUAUGUUUAUUUUUUUACUAUUAAGAUAAUAUAUUGAAUGGGUGCUGGGUGGCCGAGUGGUCUAAACUGAGCAAAUCUCAAGUUGGUGGUCUGGAGUUCAAUUCCAGAGCCCAGUCAAGCAAAAACACCACCAGCACCCCGGGUAGAUGGGACUCGUUAACCUUGGAUGGCAACUCAUCUACGAGAAGGAAACUCUGAAAUCAAACCCGGAGAUGGAGUCUUGAAAGGCGGAUAACAUUGAUACAAUGAAAAAUCCUGUGAUGUCACUGGUGCCAAGCUGUAUCAUCCAAUGAUGUUCCCUUGGGUUAGCCAGCGGCGUGGAGAGAGGCGAUUUGCUGUUGGGAACCAGCUUAUAAUCCUUAAAGUAUAAUCCCAGGCCAUGUGGAUUUCGUCCUCCGUAGCCCACUCCAUCGUCACAUUAUGACGGACGGAUGCCAGCAAUAUAUUGAACGAUUUUGUGAUGAUAUUGUACGAUUUUAAAAGUUUGAGGGUAAACAGGUCUGUUACUGGUAUUAUAUGAUUUUUAUGAUACAGAUGGGCCCUAUACACACUUGUUCUAGGUAUGAAAUAUGCUUUGAUAUUUUUUUUGUGCAUGGCUUUCUGUAAUCAUUUAAACAAAAUUGGUGAAAAUCAUUCGGCUAAUUUCAUCUUUAUUUGUCAUUGUAGCUGGAGGGUGACAUAGGUGCUGUCUUUGGACUAGGGUUUCCACCAUUUUUGGGAGGUAAGUUAAAUUUUUUAUUUAAAAAACAGACAUCAUCAACAUCUUUGCUAUUAAUUAGAUUUUGAAGACCUACUUUCCAUAUGCUAAAAUAAAAUAAAACAUCUCAAAAUCAUAAUGUAUUUUAGCCAAGCCACUGAAAAUCAUCAGAACUGCACAAUGGUUUUAAAACAUCUUCAAUUUUAUUUCCUGAAUGAAAAAAAAAAAAAAUGACUUUUGACAUCGAGCAAACAAAUGAGUACCUUUUAAAAUAAUUUACUCAUUUUAAGUGUUAUAAAAUACCUGUACUUGAAAACCAAAAUCACUUAGUUGGGUAUUUAGAAAUGAAAACAUUUUUUCCCCCUCUAUUUUAGGCCCCUUCCGUUACAUUGAUAUUAACGGAGCUAAGCCAUUUGUCGACCGAAUGUUCAAGUACCGUGAUAUCUUUGGUGAUGAGUUUGAACCGUGCCAACUGCUUCAAGACCACGCCAAGGAUCCCAGCAAAAAGUUCCAUCUCAAAUAAGCUUUUGAUGUCACUCUAAACUGAGAAAAUAUAAAGUUUGAACGAACAUGAAAUUGUGUCAUGUAUGUGUUUGCUAGUUAAAAUAAUCAAGUCUGUAGUUUGUAAGAUUUAAAUGGGCUUGGCCAUGACUGAAGUUUGACAUUGCUUAAAUAGCAGCUUAGGCAAGCAACUACUUUUUGAGCUUUUGUCAAAACUUUGCAACUGAAUGGGGAAAAAUGAAGUAGUGCGGCUUCACUUAUUUUCAUUUCAUUCAUUGCUAAGAACUUAAGUCAGGAAAAUAAGAAUUUUAACAAAAUAAUUUGUUUGGAGUAAUAUUUUAUGUUUAUUGGGAUGAACAAAUGAAUCAUGUAACUGAUAUAUGAUGUGCCUAAAAUUACAAGUUGAUUGAUAUUUAUCAAUGCAAUUAUAUGUGAUAAUAUUUCUGAUUUUAAUAUUUUAUUUAUCCUGAUGCCUUUUUUUUUUUUACUACCCUGUCGGAUAUAAUUUACGAUAUAAUAAGUGUAUCUGACAAAAAUUUCAAGACCAAUAUUUGUGUCUGGAGUUACUAACAAUACAACAAUGUUGUAUUUUGUACGGUAACUAAAAAUUUCUUUUGUUGAAAAUAAACUAAUUUUUCAUUUUUUAAUGUCUUGUUAGUUUUCUUUCAUUUUUAUCUCAAAAUAAAAUUUGAUAACUCUGUAUAUCUGUUCUUGGAAACCCAA
Lymnaea stagnalis (great pond snail) is the source of this 15034-nucleotide messenger RNA. Lineage: Eukaryota; Metazoa; Mollusca; Gastropoda; Lymnaeidae. The record is from the annotation of a GenBank genome assembly.